This is a messenger RNA of Mycena indigotica, 1467 nucleotides long. RefSeq names its product 5-methylthioadenosine/S-adenosylhomocysteine deaminase n1. The transcript is spliced from 3 exons. Gene Ontology annotation, molecular function: hydrolase activity, acting on carbon-nitrogen (but not peptide) bonds. The record is from RefSeq and is a predicted model, not a curated record. Bases 1 to 1467 code for a protein of 488 amino acids. NCBI's taxonomy places the organism in Eukaryota, Fungi, Basidiomycota, Agaricomycetes, Agaricales, Mycenaceae.
AUGGCAACCUCUAGCUCGUUACUGCUCAAGAACGGAACCUUGCUAAUGCACAAAGAAGAUGACCAUGUCGAGCCGAUCAAGGCAGACUUGCUCAUCAUUGGGAACAAGAUCACAGACAUUCAACCACAUCUUGACGCGCCUGGGGUUGACACUGUAGUCCUUGACUGCACUGGAAAACUCAUUUCACCUGGCUUCAUCGACACCCACCAUCAUGUGUGGCAAACCCAGCUCAAGGGCCGGCAUGCGAAUGAUACCCUCUUGGAUUACAUCCCCAAGGGAAAUUCCACCGGCGCGCUCUAUAAUGCCGAAGAUGUAUUCUGGGGAGAACUCGGAGGAUGUUUGGAGGCCAUCGACAGUGGAACGACCAUGCUCGUCGAUCACGCACACAUCACUCACGGACCUUCUCAUGUUCCCAAAGCUAUAUCCGCUACUGUUACCUCUGGUAUUCGCUCCAUCUUCGGUUAUUGCGAUACAUCCAACGUGACGUCAUGGAGUCCACUCACGUUCGCCCCGGCGACUCCGGACUACUUCGACUCUCAGUUCGCUGAUCUCGCAAAUCAGCAGCCGUUUGGGGAUGGUCGCGUUCAACUGGGGUUAGCUUUCGACAGCUUCUUCCUUCCUAAAGAAAUAGUUAUCGAACGAUAUCAACGAGCCCGUUCGCUUGGAAUCAAGCUUGUCACCUCCCAUUAUGUCCGUGGCGCUAUCAUUGGACAACACUCUCUCGUGGAGCUAUUAAAGUCCUAUGGAUUGCUCGGUCCGGACAUCCUCCUCUCGCAUGCAAGCAACGCAACAUCAGAAGAUGCUGCCCUUCUUGCAAAGGCCAAUGCCCAUGUCUCUGCAACCCCCGACACGGAGCUCCAAAUGGCUCAUGGCUUCCCCGUCUCGUUCCGUGAUGACCUUCAUGCUCUUUGUUCCCUUGGUGUCGACUGUCAUAGCAACAAUUCCGGUGACAUACUGACUCAAAUGAGACUCGCUCUCCAAGCUGCCCGGGGGUCGUAUAACCAAUCAUUUGUUGAUGCUGGGAAGAAUCCCAACUUCGUCAAACAUACUGUCGAGGCGGCAUUUAACUUGGGGACGAUCAAGGGGGCUCGGGCUGUAGGAAUGGAAGGUCAAAUUGGUAGUAUUGCCGUUGGAAAAUUGGCCGACCUUGUCAUCAUCGAUGGAGAAUCACCCGCAACAAUAUGCGCUGCUGAACACGACCCAGUUGCCGCAAUUGUCAUGCAUGCCUCAGUUCGCGAUAUCGAAACUGUGAUCGUGGACGGGAAAAUCAGGAAGAGAGGUGGCAAGCUCCUGGCGGUCCAGGGCCCAGCGGGGGAAAAUCUGCAGUGGAAAACCGUCGCCCGGAAGCUGAUGGAGAGCCGCCUGCGAAUUGAGGCAGAGUAUCGCAAAAUCGACAUGAAAAGCGCUACUACCCGGAUUAUGGAGGUAUUCCAGAUGAAGUCUGAGAACUUUGUCGAUUCCCUGUAA